This is a messenger RNA of Cucurbita moschata (crookneck pumpkin), 1557 nucleotides long. Its product is annotated as sugar carrier protein C-like. Gene Ontology annotation, molecular function: monosaccharide transmembrane transporter activity. Lineage: Eukaryota; Viridiplantae; Streptophyta; Magnoliopsida; Cucurbitales; Cucurbitaceae. The record is from RefSeq and is a predicted model, not a curated record. Gene Ontology annotation, biological process: monosaccharide transmembrane transport. The transcript is spliced from 3 exons. Gene Ontology annotation, cellular component: membrane. Bases 1 to 1557 code for a protein of 518 amino acids.
AUGGCGGGUGGAAUUAUGGUGGGUUCAGAGAAAGGAAAAAAUUAUCCAGGAAAAUUUACCUGGAAAGUGUUUUAUACCUGCUUCAUUGCAGCCUCUGGCGGGUUAAUUUUUGGAUAUGAUUUGGGUAUCUCAGGUGGAGUGACCUCCAUGGAUUCAUUCCUAUCCAAGUUUUUUCCAGCCGUAUACCAAAAAGAAACGUCCACAGAUCCAUCAAAUAAUCAAUACUGUAAAUUUGACAGUCAAAUUUUGACUCUUUUUACCUCCUCCCUUUAUCUGGCGGCGCUGGUCUCCUCUCUAGUGGCCGCCACCGUCAGUCGAAAGUGUGGCCGUCGAAUUACGAUGCUCAUGGGCGGCAUUCUGUUUCUCGCCGGUGCUCUUCUCAACGGCUUUGCUCAAACCGUUUCCAUGCUCAUCGCCGGCCGCUUACUUCUCGGUUUCGGCAUUGGUUGCGCUAAUCAGUCGGUGCCAAUUUAUCUGUCAGAAAUGGCGCCUUAUAAAUACAGAGGAUCUCUCAACAAUCUGUUUCAACUCAUGAUCACAAUUGGCAUUCUAAUAGCCAACGUCCUCAACUACGCCUUCUCGUUGAUCCCCGGAGGUUGGGGCUGGAGGCUCAGCCUUGGAGGAGCCAUGGUCCCAGCCAUGAUCAUAAUUUUCGGCUCCAUGACCCUCACCGACACCCCGAGCUCUCUAAUCGAGCGCGACCGCCACGACGAGGCGAAGGAGCUUCUCAAGAAAGUGAGAGGAGUCGACGACGUAGACACGGAGCUAGCCGAUCUGGUGGCAGCUAGGGACGCAUCAAAGCAAGUGAAGAACCAAUGGAGUGCAUUGUUGAAAAGAAAAUAUAGGCCACAGCUUGCAAUGGCAAUAGCCAUCCCAUUUUUUCAGCAAUUGACUGGAAUCAAUGUCAUCACUUUCUAUGCUCCUGUUUUGUUUAAAACACUUGGAUUUGGAAACUCUGCCUCUUUAAUCUCCGCCAUGAUUACUGGAACGGUCAAUUGCCUCUCCACCGUUGUCUCCAUUUUUCUUGUUGAUAAAUUUGGAAGAAGGGUUCUUUUCCUUGAAGGUGGUACUCAAAUGUUCAUAUCUCAAGUUGUGGUUACGGCUAUGAUCGCUUACAAGUUCGGCCUCGACGGGGUCGCCGGGGAAUUGUCGAAGGAGUAUGCGGGGGCAGUGGUGUUGUUCAUAUGCAUAUACACUGCAGGGUUUGCUUGGUCAUGGGGGCCUUUGGGAUGGUUGGUUCCAAGUGAAAUAUUUUCUCUAGAGGUUCGAUCGGCCCUUCAAAGUGUGAACGUUUCGGUGAAUAUGAUCUUCACUUUUGUGGUUGCUCAAGUGUUCACGGCUAUGCUUUGCCACAUGAAAUUUGGGAUGUUCAUAUUUUUUGCGUUCUUCGUGGUGGUGAUGAGCAUAUUCAUAUAUAAGUUUCUGCCGGAGACAAAGGGUGUGCCUAUUGAAGAGAUGACUCUUGUUUGGCACAAACAUCCGUAUUGGGGAAAAUAUGUGACCCAAGAUCAAACUCAAACUCAGGCAACUGAAACCCCACAUGCCUCUUCGGAUUAG